Messenger RNA from Beta vulgaris subsp. vulgaris (sugar beet), 1705 nucleotides. Its product is annotated as probable inactive purple acid phosphatase 29. The transcript is spliced from 4 exons. The record is from RefSeq and is a predicted model, not a curated record. Gene Ontology annotation, molecular function: hydrolase activity, acting on ester bonds. NCBI's taxonomy places the organism in Eukaryota, Viridiplantae, Streptophyta, Magnoliopsida, Caryophyllales, Amaranthaceae. Bases 106 to 1344 code for a protein of 412 amino acids. Gene Ontology annotation, cellular component: cytoplasm.
CAAUAAGAAAAAUCAUAGACCAAAAAUAUUCGAUUAUAAAUAUAUGUAGCAUCAUAAAGUGAUAAAGUAUUCACAAAAGCAUUUUCAGCAAGUAAAAAAUCGAAAAUGAGGUCAAGUUUAAGGAGCUCAAAAGCAAGAAAUGAAAUGGGUUUUCUGGGUUUAGUAAUACUAAUAAUAGGAAUAUCAAUAUGUAUUCCAAAAAUUGCGAGCUCAGAAAAUAGUAUUAGUAAAGAUGAGCAAAAGAAGUUAAGGUUCAAUAAAAAUGGAGAAUUUAAGAUACUUCAAAUCUCAGAUAUGCAUUAUGCUAAUGGGAAAGAUACACCUUGUGCUGAUGUUUUGCCCUCUCAAAUGGAUACUUGCUCUGAUCUCAACACUACUGAUUAUCUGCGCCGUUUUAUUCAGAUGGAGAAGCCUGACCUCAUUGUUUUCACUGGUGACAAUGUGCAUACAAUUGAUGCCUAUAACUAUAAUAGAUCCAUGGAUCAAGUAUUUGCACCAGCAAUUGAGUCCAACAUUCCAUGGACUGCUAUACUUGGCAACCAUGAUGUGAAUGUUCUGCAGACUGGAGUUUCAAGAGAAGCAGUGAUGGAAUACAUAGCGGGAAUGAAGAAUACCUUAUCCCUUAAGAAUCCUGCCAAUCUUGAAGAAGGUGAGGAAAUUUGGGGAUGGGGAAACUACAACUUGGAGGUUGCUGGUGUUGAAGGUUCCAUUUUGCAAGAUAAGUCUGUCUUGAACCUUUAUCUCCUUGAUACUGGUGAUUAUACAUACAGCUUGGUUCCUCCUAUCUACUUUGGCUAUGAGUGGAUCCAACCUUCUCAGCAAUCAUGGUUCCUUCGCACUUCGAAACAACUUCAGGAAGCCUACCAGAGUGCACCAGAACCACAAAAAGGUCCAGCUCCCGGGUUGGUGUUCUUCCACAUUCCAAUACCCGAAUUGAACAACAUCAGUGAAUCAAAAAUGAUUGGUGUAAAACAGGAGGAAGUGAUAUGCCCAGGUGUAAAUUCUGGGUUUUUUGACACCAUGCGUGCAGCAGGGGAUAUCAAGGCUGCUUUUGUUGGACAUGGUCAUGUAAACGACUAUUGUGGUAAGCUUUGUGACAUACAACUUUGCUAUGAUGCUGGAUUUGGUUACCAUGGAUACGGUAUAGCUGGUUGGCCGAGAAGGGCAAGAGUGAUCAAUGUCAAGCUGGAUAAAACUGAAGAUGGUAACUGGGGUCCUGUUAAGUCUAUUGUUACAUGGAAGCGACUUCAUGAUGAUUAUCUUACCCUUAUUGAUCCUGAAGUCCUUUGGACCUCUACUCGAGAUCAAUCUGCAUCUUUGUUCAAACCAAUCAUGAGCGAAUAAGGGGUACCGAAAGCUUAUUUGCGUAUGUUAUGGCACUGUUCGCAGAUGCAAACAGUAGCUAGGAGUAUUUAGCUAUUAGAGUUUAGAUGAAAGAGUAGCAAAAAAGAAAGAGGGAGAGAGAGUAUAUAGUAAAUAAGAUUUCGCUAAGUUACUUCAAAUCUUAGCCUUUCAAAAUCCAAAUAUGCAUGUAACUAGAGGAGUAGAGGUUAAGAUAAGGAGUUCCAUGAAGUAUCUUUUAUUUAUGCUUGUGUAACUCUCUAUAAGUAUUAUCCUUUUCUAAUGUGUUGUAAGUAAACUUUGAUGAAUAAGACGCUUGCAGUCAUUGGUGUGGGAGAUAUGGAUUUCUCUCAAGAUUUUGGAA